AUGCCUCGGAUUUGGUCCUCGUUAGGUCUUGCCUACCUCGCUGGAACGGCUCUCGCAGCCACUCCAGCGGAAUGGCGGUCUCAGUCUGUCUACUUCCUCCUCACGGAUCGAUUUGCGCGCAGUGACGGUUCCACGACCGCUCCGUGUGAUACCAAAGACCGGGGGUAUUGUGGUGGCACCUGGCAGGGUAUCAUCGAUCAGCUUGACUAUAUCCAAGGAAUGGGCUUCACGGCUAUCUGGAUCACACCUGUCACGGAACAAUUGCAAGAGCAUACGGCGUAUGGCUCAGCCUACCAUGGAUAUUGGCAGCAAGACAUUUUCGCGGUCAAUUCCAAUCAUGGAACUGAAAAGGACCUGAAAGCCCUAUCGGACGCUCUUCACAAGCGCGGCAUGUAUCUUAUGGUUGACGUUGUCGCCAAUCACAUGGGUUACGCCGGUGCAGGCAACUCGGUAAACUAUAGCGUCUUCAACCCUUUCAACUCGCAGGAGUAUUUCCACUCGUACUGCCCGGUCACCGACUACAAGAACCAGAAGCAGGUGGAAGACUGCUGGCUUGGAGACAAUACUGUGUCUUUGCCGGAUCUUGACACCACAAAGGAUGAAGUCAAGAAGAUCUGGUACGACUGGGUGGGCUCUUUGGUGUCUAACUACUCCAUUGACGGCCUUCGCAUCGAUACUGUGAAGCACGUCCAGAAGGAUUUCUGGCCAGGCUACAACCACGCAGCGGGCGUCUACUGCAUCGGAGAAGUGUUUGAUGGAGAUCCGUCUUACACUUGCGCCUACCAGGAAGUUAUGGACGGAGUCCUCAACUAUCCCAUCUACUAUCCACUUCUGAAGGCUUUCCAGUCCACCAGUGGCAGCAUGGACGAUCUUUACAACAUGAUUGGCACCGUCAAAACCGCAUGCGCCGAUACAACCUUGCUGGGCACCUUCAUCGAGAACCACGACAAUCCCAGAUUUGCAUCAUACACCGACGAUGUAUCUCUUGCUAAGAACGUCGCGGCAUUCACGAUCUUCGCAGACGGUAUUCCCAUCAUCUACGCCGGCCAGGAGCAGCACUACAAGGGUGGCGAAGAUCCCGCAAACCGCGAGGCAGUCUGGCUCUCCGGCUACUCGACCACCAGCGACCUGUACAAGCUCAUCGCCGCCUCCAAUGCCAUCCGCAACCAUGCCGUCAGCAAGGACAAGGCCUAUGUGACUUACAAGCAAAACGCCAUCUACAAGGACACCUCCACCAUCGCCCUGCGCAAGGGCACCGAUGGAUCCCAGGUCAUCACCGUGCUCUCCAACCUCGGAGCCUCUGGCAAAAAGUACACGCUCUCUCUGGGCGGAUCCGGUUACAAGUCCGGCGAUAAGCUGACCGAGAUCUACACCUGCACCAAGGUGACCGUGGACUCGAACGGAAACAUCCCCGUGCCCAUGGAGAGUGGCGAGCCCCGGGUGUUCUACCCGACCGCCGGUCUCGAGGGAAGCAAGAUCUGUGCUUGA
Molecule: messenger RNA, 1488 nt
Organism: Aspergillus clavatus NRRL 1
Lineage: Eukaryota; Fungi; Ascomycota; Eurotiomycetes; Eurotiales; Aspergillaceae
Product: alpha-amylase
Exons: 9
Coding region: 1-1488 (495 amino acids)
Biological process (GO): carbohydrate catabolic process
Molecular function (GO): alpha-amylase activity; calcium ion binding
Source: RefSeq, a predicted model, not a curated record